CGACCUCCGACCUUCUAGAACCUUGCCUCCGAGGUGCCGCCCUCCCCGCCCCGCCUGCGCCGCUUGCUCAUCGCUUCUCUCCCCGCGGCGGCCUCCCAGAUCCGGUUGGAUCGAGGGGCAAGGUCAAGAGAUGGGGCAGGCCUUCCGAAAGCUGUUUGAUGCCUUCUUCGGCAACAAGGAGAUGCGGGUGGUGAUGCUUGGGUUGGAUGCAGCUGGGAAAACCACCAUACUCUAUAAGCUUCACAUUGGUGAAGUUCUCUCCACUGUCCCUACCAUAGGUUUCAAUGUUGAGAAGGUUCAAUACAAGAAUGUAGUGUUCACCGUGUGGGAUGUUGGUGGCCAGGAGAAGCUCAGGCCCCUGUGGAGGCACUACUUCAACAACACUGAUGCUCUGAUUUACGUGGUUGAUUCACUGGAUAGAGAGAGAAUCGGGAGAGCCAGGGCGGAGUUUCAGGCUAUAAUCAAUGACCCUUUUAUGCUUAACAGUGUGUUAUUGGUGUUUGCUAACAAGCAAGACAUGGUAUGUUCAGCCACAUUUUCUCUGGAGCAUUUAUUUUGUGUUGUGAUUCAUUUUAGUGGGUGAUUUAGAAGGGCUGGCUUGGUGAAGUGGUUCUAUCUUUUUUUGUUCAAAUGUAAUGUUAACGAUUAUGUUUUGUUCAUAAAUGUAAACAUGCAAAUUAUGGUUUCUUGCUGAAGUCUGGCCAUUCCAAUGCGUGUACUGGAAAUAGCUGGCUGCUCCAUCCUUUAGUUGUGUAAGCAGUUCUGUUUCUUUGUCGACAGAAUAUGUCAAUAUGUUGGUUUUCCAUAAAUGUCAUGCUGCUGGCGUUAUGAGUUCUGUAUUGUUGGCAUGUUGUGUGAUUACACUAGAUGUUUGUACUACACUAACGAAGCUCUAAUUUAGUUGUACUUAAAUGCCCAGCCUCCUUUUUUUUACCAUACUGAUGUUCUUCAUGCUAAUGCAGAGGGGAGCAAUGACUCCGAUGGAAGUGUGUGAGGGCCUUGGGCUGUAUGACCUGACGAACCGCAUCUGGCACAUCCAGGGCACCUGUGCUCUAAAAGGCGAUGGCCUGUAUGAAGGGUUGGACUGGCUAGCGACUACUCUGGACGAAAUGCGUGCCUCUGGACGGUUAACCUCAGCAUCAUCAUCGGCAUCCUGAAUCACGUGUAACAGGAGGGACAAACGAUUUGAUCCUCGUGAUACGCCCAUUGAAGGAUCAUCUUGUGAUUCAGGCUUUGCGCGCUUUGUUUUCUUUUGUGUUUCCCCAAUUGCUGUUGGCUAUACAUGUGUGCUAUGAACUGGGUGGUGCAUCUGGCAAGGCUAGGUAGUCAGAGUUACAGACGCCGGUUCCGUGGUGACGAUGUCAGUACGGUGGUGGUGUCGUACUCGUCUGCUAGUCGGAAGCAGGCAUCAUCAUCCAUCUCGUCGCUUGUGUGUGGGAGUGACUGUAAAUACUACCACUGAUGACAUGGCUCUCGUGGUUUCUUCGUCUGAAACUAAAGAAACGGAAUCACAUACGUACUUGUGUGUGCGUCGUCGCCUGGAGUCCUGACUCCUGAGUGGUGACAUAACCAUGCACUAGUUGAACUGCAA
Messenger RNA from Zea mays, 1591 nucleotides. RefSeq lists its product as uncharacterized. The transcript is spliced from 5 exons. The record is from RefSeq and is marked provisional. Gene Ontology annotation, molecular function: GTPase activity; GTP binding. Lineage: Eukaryota; Viridiplantae; Streptophyta; Magnoliopsida; Poales; Poaceae. Bases 131 to 583 code for a protein of 150 amino acids.